GCGGAGGGCGGCAGCGCGGAGCGGAGCGGGGACGCUCGGCCGGCACCGUCUACAUGUCGAGUUUCGACACCAACCCGUUCGCCGAUCCGGUGGACGUGAACCCUUUCCAGGAUCCCUCGGUGACACAGCUCACAAAUGCCAGCCAGAGCGGCUUGGAUGAAUUCAACCCCUUUUCUGAGAGCUCCCAGCUGACAAAUGCAGCGCGGACGGCGCCGGCCACACAGCCCUCUGGCCACUCACAGCCUGCUGUUCUGCAGACAUCAGUGGAGCCCACCCCACAGGCUGUGGCUGCAGCAGCACAGGCCGGGCUGCUUCAGCAGCAGGCAGAACUAGAGAGGAAGGCAGCUGAGCUGGAGAAGAAGGAAAGGGAAUUGCAGAACAAUGCAGCCAGCAUUAAUCCAAGGCAGAACAACUGGCCACCCCUGCCCAGGAAGUGUCCAAUCAAGCCGUGCUUUUAUCAGGAUUUCUCUGCAGACAUCCCAGCUGACUACCAGCGGAUAUGCAAGAUGCUUUAUUACCUGUGGAUGUUGCAUUCGGUUACUCUGCUCCUAAAUCUGCUGGCUUGCUUGGCGUGGUUCACGGUUCACUCAGAAAAAGGAGUAGACUUUGGUCUCUCGAUCCUGUGGUUUGUUUUAUUCACCCCUUGUGCCUUUCUCUGCUGGUACCGACCGAUCUACAAGGCUUUCAGGUCUGACAGCUCCUUCAGCUUCUUCGUCUUCUUUUUCAUCUUCUUCUGCCAAAUAGCAAUCUACGUCAUCCAGGCUGUUGGCAUCCCUGGCUGGGGAGACAGUGGCUGGAUUGCAGCGCUGUCAGAGCUGCGUGGGAACAUGGCUGUGGCCAUCAUCAUGAUGGUGGUGGCAGGGUUCUUCACGCUCUGUGCGGUUCUCUCGCUCUUCCUCCUCAAGCAGGUGCAUUCCCUGUACCGGCGCACGGGAGCCAGCUUCCAAAGGGCUCAGGAAGAGUUUUCCCAAGGCAUCCUCACCAACAGGAGCUUCCAGAACGUGGCGGCCGGGGCGGCCUCCUCAGCUGCACACAGUGCUUUCCGGGGCAAUUAGCCCUCCCCAAGGGCCGCCUCUGCCUCGCUUCCCCUUCCAUUGUCACCCCAACCUUCAUUUUCUAACGAUGCACUUUUCGUGGGUACCAUUGUUAGCUCUGUGAUGCCGACUCCAAUGAGAAGAGAUCUGCAUUUUAGCUUCAGCUGGCCUCCGUUUGUGACAGUUAGUUUCCCUGCUUUGCUCAAGGACGUGGGGAGAGGGGGAGAUGUUCUCCGAAGCAAAUAUCCAUCUCUGUCCGGGCCACACAGAGCGUUUGUCUCUCCCUCCUCUCACCCAGUCUUGUAGCAGGGAGGUGAGAAGCAGGAAUUUCGAUUUUACUUUCUUUUCUAUCGGCCUGUGCUAUGAACAACUUGAUUUCA
This is a messenger RNA of Lagopus muta (rock ptarmigan), 1414 nucleotides long. It is a transcript of the gene SCAMP2, whose product is annotated as secretory carrier membrane protein 2. Gene Ontology annotation, cellular component: trans-Golgi network membrane; recycling endosome membrane. The coding region runs from base 54 to 1055 and encodes 333 amino acids. The record is from RefSeq and is a predicted model, not a curated record. The transcript has 9 exons. Gene Ontology annotation, biological process: protein transport. Lineage: Eukaryota; Metazoa; Chordata; Aves; Galliformes; Phasianidae.